Messenger RNA from Sycon ciliatum, 837 nucleotides. RefSeq lists its product as uncharacterized. The record is from RefSeq and is a predicted model, not a curated record. The coding region runs from base 1 to 837 and encodes 278 amino acids. The transcript has a single exon. Lineage: Eukaryota; Metazoa; Porifera; Calcarea; Leucosolenida; Sycettidae. Gene Ontology annotation, molecular function: GTP binding.
AUGGCCGAUUGUGAUAGCACCAUGGUAAGCCUGUACGAAGAAGGACCUGAUCCUAUGCCGGAUGACCAGCCCGAUCGUGUUGUUGUUCUUAUCGGUAGAACAGGAGCGGGAAAAUCCACCAUGGCGAACGUGCUGGCAGGUAAAGAGAAUCUUUUCGAUGAGUCUUCGAGAGCUAUCUCCAAGACGAUCGGAACGCCGAUCAAGCUGGUUGCGGUUCAUUUUGCAGGCACUCGCUAUGUGCUGAAGAUCGUUGACACAAUUAGCAUCGGCGCUACAAUGCUAAAUCCUGUUGACGUCCUCAAUCAGCUUGCUCGCAUUGCGAACAACUGUACCGGAGGAAUAAAUCAAGUGCUGUUUGUCACAUCCUCUCGCUUCACGAAGGAGGAGGAGGAUGCUUUCCACAUGAUGAAGAGCAUUAUAUUCCAGCCUGAAGUGCUGGCCUACACCAGUGUUAUUCGUACCAACUGCGUUGAGCAUGAUGAACCCGCAGCGGAUUUCAGGGUGAGAACAGACUUGGAGCAGCAAUCGCCCGUCAUGAAGCACGUUCAUAAGUUUCUCUUAGUCGACAAUCCUCCCACCGAAAGGGGAAUAACCCGUCAAAAAGCAAUGGAAGAUAGGUGCCGAUCUCGCCAGCGAGUUCUUGGACAUCUCAUAUUAAACUGCAGAGAGAUAUAUUUUCCAGACAGUCUGCAUCGCGUACAAGAGAGAAUCAAGGGCAUGAUGUACGAGGAAACGAAACUUCAACGGGAGCUAGAAGCAACCAAGAAGGAGCAAGCAGCAUUGCUGAAGGAGCUGGCCAGCAUUCAACGGACCAUGGAUACCCGGAGCAGACCAUGA